Paramecium pentaurelia is the source of this 967-nucleotide messenger RNA. NCBI's taxonomy places the organism in Eukaryota, Ciliophora, Oligohymenophorea, Peniculida, Parameciidae. The record is from the annotation of a GenBank genome assembly.
AUGAAAUAUGAUAUUUAUCAAUUUAAUUACAAUAAAUCAAAUAUCAUAUUUUAUUAUUAUGAUUUAAUCAUUGCCAUCUCGUAAUAAAUAAUUGAUCGAGUCUCCAUUUGUGUGAUUAAAGGAAAAAGCAGAGAGAGACAGAUAAAAACAGUACACCUUAUGUGUGUUUUAGAUUAGGAAUAAUUUUCUACAUUAAGGUUUUUUUGAGCCUAGAUGAUACUUAGCUGAUUUAUCAUUCUUCUCCCAUUUCCAUUGGGCAAUUACACAUUGUAUUUCUCAUCAUCAUUUUACUAACAGUAAUAUUGAUUUAGAAGUCACUUCUUUUGAACCCUAUUACAAAACUCAAAAAUCUAAACUUCCUAACAAUAAAUACUUUCGUUACUAUAUGGAUGUAUUUUUUGCUUUAGUAAGUAUUAUACAAGUUUUAUCGACCAGAUAGCAACUGCUAAAAGGAGAAGAGAGAAUAAUGAAAGAAUACUUUAUCCCAAUUGUUGAAUAUUUAAUACUAUACUAUUUUUGUGGGGAUGCUUUGGAAGGAUUAACACUUUUUAUGGUAAUUUAAUCCACUUCAAGUUACUUAACCCUCAAAUAUUCAUUAAUUACUCAUCAUAAUAAUAUUUGUUAUACAGAUGGAUGCUCUAUUGUCUUAUUUAGAGAUUUUGGAAUCUAUACCUUAUAAACAAGCCAAGAUCAUGAUCUAUAAGUUAUUUCCCUUUUAGCAUGUUUCUUUUUUAAGGGUUUAAUUUACACACAUUACAACAUAUGUUUCCUACUGUAGAGGAAUCAAGAAUUCCUGAAAUUCAGAACUAUCUUUUGGAAACUCUACAAGAUUUCAAUUUAUAACAUAUAUAUAAACAACGCAGAGUUGAUGAAUUAUACAAUUGAGUCAAAUUUAAUAAAUUAUAAACAGAUAAUUUAAAUGCAUAUUUCCAUGAUAAUUUCGAAAGCUUUUUAUUCUGCUUAAUGA